UGAAGAAAUUUUGUCUUUUCGUGUUUUAGUACAAAAGAAGAAGUCUUUUUUUUCGAACUUUUGCAUUAAAAGAGUACAAUGUUUACAAAUGGACGCCAGGUUGCUAGAUAACUGAUUCAAGAGUUGAAGAAAAAAACAAAACAACCAUACUAAAGGCAAUAUCACCUCCAUCUUUUUCCUUGGGCCGGAUCAGUUUAUGUGUAGAAUAUGGGCGUAUACAGUAGCAGUUUUGUGGUGGAUCCAAAGUCAGAUGUCGCUGUCUCUGGAUUUUCUCAUCCAAGCAAACCAAACUGGAUCACAGCCCAUGCUGUAUCUACAGAGUUGAGUAUCGCCGAGGUAGACCGUCUGUGGCUGCGGUUCCGGCAGAUGGGAGCUAACCAAGAUGGCGUCCUCACGUCUGAGAUCCUCUCCUCCCCCAAACUGACUGGAGACGUCUUUGUAAAAAAUCAAUAUUCCAGAUGAUGAAUAAUGGCAACCCGAUCCCCAGAGACAUGUUUCAGAAAAUCCUGACACGAAUCUACCCAAAUGAGACAGAAGCAGAAAUCAAGAGAAUAACAGACAUUUUUUUCAAAGCUGUAGAUACAAAUCGAAAAGGCCAAAUAGAUGAGACAAGUUUCUCUCAUGCUGUCCUGGGAUUGCCGAGAGCGAACACCCAGAACAUUCUGAACUUCCACAUUCUGCCUGAGAAGAUGAGAGAAAAUGUUCACCAGAGUCUACCUGAGUUCAGCAGCCAGGCUGGUUUUGUCAGCGCUAGUCCCUUUGAGUCUCAGAUGCCAUCAGACACCAUCCUGAAGGAAGUUGCGGAGAAAAUUCACCGCAAAGACUGGGAUCUGGUAGCCAAUCGUCUUGGAUUUUUUGCUGAUGAUAUUGAUUCUAUCCGGGCGAAUAACCCGAAUAGCACUUUCAAACAGGCACAGCAGAUGUUGUUGGACUGGAAGAUGCGGGAAGGUGACAAUGCUAAGGCGAGCACGCUGGAGAGAAUUCUGAGAACCACUGGCAUGGUGGAGGCCUCACUGUUGUUAGCUCCAUAGGCCCGUCUGUUGUGGAGGCUGAUAGUUAGCUGAGUAAUAGGGUUGUGGUGAUAGUGUAGUGUGACAGUAAAGUGUCUGUAUACUGUAUGUCAGCACUGUUUGAUAGUAUUGUUUGUAUUGUUUGACCAGAUUAUAUGGACAGUAUUGUAUGACCUUUCAUACAUUGUAUGGACAGUAUAUGUGAGAGAAUUGUGCACAGUUUUGUGAAAUUAUAUUUUGGGGUAGUUGUGUCUGACCAUAUUGUGUGAAUGUUAUCUUGUAGUUUUGGGCGUUUGUUGCUUUUAUUUGUCUGAAUUACGCAUUUGUUAAUAUUUUUGUAAGUGUAAGUUAUAUUUAAAAUUCUGUCCCACAAUUUCAUUUUAUUUUGUAUUCCCAUUCGGAUUUAUUUUGGUGAAGGUAGUAGUAGUAUAUAUAUAUAUAU
Messenger RNA from Aplysia californica (California sea hare), 1452 nucleotides. Its product is annotated as ankyrin-3. Gene Ontology annotation, biological process: signal transduction. Gene Ontology annotation, molecular function: protein binding. The record is from RefSeq and is a predicted model, not a curated record. Lineage: Eukaryota; Metazoa; Mollusca; Gastropoda; Aplysiida; Aplysiidae.